AAAUAAUUAUAUUAAAUUCCUUGAUUUUAAAAUAUCUUGUUUCUUUGAAAUUGAUUCAAAAUAAAAUAUUCCUGGAAUCCUUCCAACACAGAUUCUCACAAUCACCAAAAUCCUAUCUGGCCUAUUGACUGGUGUAAUAAUUCAAUGUAAUCUUGAGUUAUCAUUCUUUUAGAAAAGAAAUAUAAAUGCCAUGAAAUUCGAACCUUUAUUGCGGUGGACGUGUAUUAUGAUGAUAUCAAAAACAAUCGAUUACCUAAUGGGACAAGAAAAUUCGAAUUCAUAUAACGAAAAUCAAGACCCAUGGCCGAUGGAACACAAUUCUAUUGUUUUCAUAGAAGAUGUACAACUAACGUGCGAUAAUGAUACAUUUCACGUCGAUGUAAAAUUUACAAGUCCAUUUUAUGGUAUAAUCUAUACUAAGGACUACUUUUUUUCUGGAAGCAAAUGUCGCAUAGAAGGACAAGGUCUGUCUAACACGCUAUUCGAUAUUUCUUUCAAUAACUGUGGAUCCAAAAGACGGCAAGAUCAUAAAGGAGUGAUAUAUCAUGAGGCCAUUAUAGUUGUCAAAAUUGAAAAAUCUUGGCCAAUAAUUACAACGGAAGACAGAGGUUUUCGAUUAAAAUGUUGGCCCGUCAAAUGGCCCAAACAAACAACGAUGCAGAAACAAACCAGCAUUGAUGUUCCAAUGAUCCCGAUCAAAACUCAAAAAGGCACAAUUAAAAGUAUGAAAGUGCCUGAUUGUACAAUGAAAGUCAUCCAAGGAUUGGAUGUCAAAAUCCAACCAUCAGAAAAGCUUAUCAUUGGUCAAACGGGAAGUGUCGUGAUAACUUACAAUGACGAAGGGAAGUUUGACAUGUUCUUAUCGAAUUGUUUGGCACACGAUGGAAAAGAUAUUCACAGCGUGGAUUUAAUUGAUCCCUUUGGAUGCCCCACUAUGCCCAAAAUGGUUCAUGAUGUUCGUUUUGUCAAAAAUGGCAAUCAAAGCUAUUUUUUCUUCCCGUUUAAGGUAUUUAAAUUUCCAGAUACGACAAACGUCUAUUUUAAAUGCAACAUCACAAUAUGCUUCAAAUCUUGUUCGCAAAAACAAUGCGGCAAAGAUUUAUGGAGAUAUAAGGAGGAAAGAACACUCAGUCCUAACAUUUUUUACAAAAACCGACUGGAUGUAUUCAAUAAUCGUGCUUUAAAAAAGAGAGCUAUUAGAGAGUUUAGUCUCAACAUGUAUUCCAAUAUUACAUCAAAAGAACUUAAAGAAUUUUUCAUCGCGAAUCUGCAACUAACUGAUGAUACUAUUGUUGAUACAGAAUCUGAGGAUAUAAAAAUGAAGGUGAUAUAUCCUGAAGAUUUUGAAGGAAUAAAACAUAUGAAAGCAAAAGCAUAUAUACCAGAUCUAUUUAGCGUGAAUGGAAAUAUUAAAUACUUAUCAAACUCGUCUAAUUCUAGACCAAAUUUAAAGCAUAAAGAUUUACUAAAUCUACAAUUAAACAAUAGUCACCUUCAGAGAUUUAUUACCAAUAACAGUUUAGUCAGAAAGUUAAUUAAAAAUUUGCCUAAUAUUUAUCAUCCCUUGAUGACCACAAUGAAUCAUUUUAAUUUUGAUGAUAGCAAUUGGAAUCUUAAAGGUAAUAAGCUUGAAUCAGUUUUUUGGGUUUCACCAAAGCUAUUUCCUUCUCAAUCUAGAGCUGAUUUUCACCAAUGUAAACAUAUAUUUGCCUAUGCCAUAUUAAUUCUAUUCUUGGCAACAUUUUUUUCGCUUUCCGUUGUAUGGGCUAUCUAUCGUAUAGUUUUAAAAAUUAAGAAAAAAUCUUUUGAUGAACCAUCCCAAGCCCUUUAUGACUCCUCAUUUAAUUCGAUAUAUACUAGUUCUUUACCUUCUAUUGAUACAUCAUUAAACAAUAAUAGUAUAUUAAAGCAGUUAACGAAUAACUUUCACUCACGGGGAAGGCUAUGGCAGAGCGUAAAUAAAAAUUUUAAUCAUAAAAAAAUACCAAACUUUUCAAAUUAUCAUACAAAUAAUAAUAUUAAUAAUUUAUACGAUACCACUAAAAUCUCUGGAAAACAAAAAGACUUAAUAAAUAAUAAUGUAAAUUCUUCAAAAACGAUAAAUAAUAACAUUUCAAAUAAUCUCGGUAUUUUAGAAUCUUUAACAAAAUUGAAUUUAAAUCCCCUUUUAACUAAUAUAAAUAAUGAAGAUGAAUUAAUGCAAAAUAAUGCAUGUAGCAUGAAUCAUGAAAUAGUUUAUAAUCAGCAAAUCAAAGAAAUUAAUAAUAUAAACCUAUACCCUAAGUUUGAUAACACCCAUAUAUCAGAUAUCAAUAAAAUUUAUCAAACACUUUUGUCUCAGUCUGACAACGCAUUUAAAAUACAACAUGAAGUUUCGCAUUUUGAAUCCAAUUUUCAUAAAAUAUAAAAGAAGUGUGUAAUUAAAAAAAUAUUAUAAUAUAUUAUGCUUUUUUACAGGAAUUCGCGAUUAAUUUAUAAAAUGUAUUAUAUAAACUAUUUAUAAAAUAAAAUUUAGCAUAGUGUAAAAUAUUUAAUAAUAAUAUAUAUU
Molecule: messenger RNA, 2548 nt
Organism: Gordionus sp. m RMFG-2023
Lineage: Eukaryota; Metazoa; Nematomorpha; Gordioida; Chordodea; Parachordodidae
Exons: 10
Coding region: 191-2407 (738 amino acids)
Source: RefSeq, a predicted model, not a curated record